Messenger RNA from Ooceraea biroi (clonal raider ant), 3207 nucleotides. RefSeq lists its product as uncharacterized. Gene Ontology annotation, molecular function: zinc ion binding. NCBI's taxonomy places the organism in Eukaryota, Metazoa, Arthropoda, Insecta, Hymenoptera, Formicidae. The record is from RefSeq and is a predicted model, not a curated record. Gene Ontology annotation, cellular component: nucleus.
UUGCGACUCGCAAUUAAUUCCAAUAGAUGGCGCUGAAGCCGGAAAUUGCGGUUGUUAGUGGUACGUGAGAUAAAGCGGGCCUAGGCGAGCGAAGGCGUGCGCCGUGCGUGUGCAUGUACGUCGUGCCCAGUCGUGCCGCGCAAGAGGCAAGAGUGUGUGGAGCUUGCACGUACGAGACACGCGAGAGCGAACUAGGCGAAUUGGAAGGUGACAUGGAGACUCUCGAGUCGAGUCGCGUGUGCCGUCUGUGCGGUCAGCACUCCGGCAUCGCUAUCAACAUUUUUGACGAGAGUGAGAAUCAUGUCAGAAAAAUCAACGCCGUGCUUCCGAUUAUGGUGCACGAGAUGGAUCUACUGCCCAAGCAGAUGUGUCACCGUUGCAGCUACAAGCUGGAGGAGUUUCACAAGUUCUACGUGGACUGCCUGAAAACGGAUGCGGCGCUCAAGAGUCAGCUGUCGUGGAUGCGCAAGGGCCACGUCAGGGAGAAGAUCGGCGUACCUAUGGUGCACAUCGAGAAUGUGAAGAUCAAAGCCGAGCCACUCGAUUACGACGUGUACGAAUUGGAACCGUUGGUGGAGAAUAUCGACUACAUCAACUCGAUGAGCUCGAUGGCGUUUCCGGCUAAUGGCAUUCACGAUGGAUUAACGUACGCAACGUUCUCGCGCUGUCGAUGUUGCUGUGAUAAGCAGAACCAAAGCAGACCAAGAAGGAUGACUACGGCGAAACUUCGCCAAGAUUACGAGAGGCCAGUAUCCAAAGACGACGGCACGGUCGCAAACGGCUCGCGAAAGAGUAUAUUCAAGGAUAUUACCAAGAACACCACCAGAUUAAGACCAGUCAAGAGGAGUGUCUUCCCGCAAGUCCUGUUCCCGGAUUGCCCGCAGAAUCAUUUGCCGCACGUCGAUGCCGUUGGAGACACGCAAAGUUGCCUGACGAGCACUAGUUUAGACAUUAAAGACGACGUAUCGUUAGCAGGAACGCGAAAUCAUUCUUACGAUAAACUAAACGAGCUUCCUGAGGAUCGGGCGACCUCUGCAAGUACGAUAGUGCGGAAUCUGAGACCUAGGAAAAAUUUGGUGAAUUACGCAUUAAGUAGAAAGAGAACGUUGGGUGUUGUUGCUCAACAGCCAUCCACGGAGAACAAGUUGAAUAGUUUUGAUCCGAAAGCGGCAACAAAUUUCGAGCUGACACGGCAGAUCAAGGUGGAGCAGACGGACGAGUUCGAAGGACGCAGUCGCCUGAGACCGAGGAAAAAUGUGGAUUACCAAGAACCGAAGAAGAGGAAAGGAUCGGAGUAUCGCGUGAAGAGACGCAAGAUAGAUGACGUAGAACAACCGAGUUCGAGGCUGCACCCGAGAAAUGCAGACAUAUUGAACAACAUUGCAGAACUCAAGAUAAAGCAAGAGGUUCUGGACAAUUUAGAGGAUACGGUACUGGUUGAAACGACCGGCGCGAGAACCCGAUUACAAAAUAAAUUUGCAAGCAUCGGCAAUUUACAAGCGAAGAUCGAAACACCCGAGACCGAUGACAAUGCCUGUUUACGGAGAGACAUGAUGCGCUACUUCAAGUCGGAACGACCACGAUCUCGGGAGAAAUUCUUGUUGGCCAAGAAGAAAUCGUUGUCCAAUAUCUUGAAAAACAAGCUGGCGAGAACAAAAAAGACGAAUCAGUUUGCCGCAGAAAACUAUUCUCCGAAGUGCCUGAGAAGUCAGGAUACCUACCUGAGAAAUGGUAAGACGAGGAGAAAUGACUACGUGGAGUGGUCAGUGAAGAGGCUGCAGACGAGAAAACUGAUAGACGCGGUCAAUAAGCGUACGAAGGAAGUGCCAGCGAUGCUGAAGCUCGCCGAAAGCAUCAAGUAUUACUGCGAGGCGUGCAAUGUUAGUUUUAUGACCAAGGAACUGUACAGAUUACAUAAGUGUUAUUACGAAUUCUUGUGAAUUUUCGAACAAAGUUCAAACUAAGAUUAGGAUAACGGAUAUGAUGGUGCAUAAUAAUGCUAAAAUAAAAUAUGAAAUUAGUAAUUGAAAUGUUAGAAUUCGCAUUUCGAUGAUGCAUAGGGAAACAUAAGGAUUAAGGAUUCUUUCGACGAUUUCUCAUUUCUUAUGGAGUAUCUUGCUUGAGAUAAGAUGCACUCUGUUAAGUUCGUACAAGUUUAAGUUCCGUCAUUAUAAAAAUAAGGAGAUGUGGUUCAUAAAACGUGCCUCUUCAUGCAAAUUUAAUUAGAUUCUCUUUUUUUGUAAUAUUGAAACAACUUUCUUUUUUUAUUUUUAUUUUUAUUUCGUCAUGAAAUCGAUCAUUUUAUCAAGAUUUUGAUCAAGUAAAGAUAAAGUAAGCAAUGUUUUAUGUAAAUAUUGUUUAUAUAUGUUUGUUUAUAUAUAAUAUAUACUAUAUAUAAGUAUAUAUAUAUAUAUAUAUAAUAUUAUAUAUACAUUAUGAUCGUUGUUAUUACCUUGAUAUAUCAUUUAUUGUACACGAAGAUCUAUGCAUGCUUAUAUCUUGUUUGCAGAAUUACAUACGUUUAACAUUAUGACAAUUGUUGCAAUAUACGCUUAAGAUUUUAUGUAGGAAAAUUCACGAGUCGCCUUCAAAAAAAAAGUAGAUUUAGGAAUAUAGGUAGAUAUCUAUUUUAUGAAAGACCAGAGGUAUAUAUAUCGAUAUUUGAUGAGAAGAAUGUGAUAUGUGUAUAAAAAUAAUAAUUAAUUCUUGGAAUAAGUCUAUAUUGUGUAAAUCGAUCGGAUAUAAUUAAAAAUUACUACUUUAAAGUUUUGCAUCUUAACACAACCGAUAUUUUAGUGGUUACUCUAUCAUAGAAAUGCAAUAUUGUUUAAGAAUCAUUGAUAUAUAUUUUCUUUAUGCGUGAAUAUAUAAUUAUAAAAGUUCAAGAUUUAAAUUUACUUAUUAAUGUUAUAAUAAUACAAAUGUAUAAAUGGGUUAAAUAAUUAAUUACACUUUGUUCUCAAAUAUGUCAUUAUUACUAAUAUAAUAUAUUAUUACAUUAAAUUUGUAGUAAUUAAUGAUAUAAAGUGUAUUAAUUUAUAUAUUUUAUUUAUACAAUUUCCUAAUAUUGUUGCAAUAUUCUCCGAAUUAUAUCUGCUUAUACAUAAAUAUUAUUUAGAACAUCUAUCUUUCUCAUGUGAAUAAAUUGGUUAAUAAAUGUUAAAUUGUAUAUAUUCGUUAAUCAUAAUUAUAAUUGUGUAAUAUCUC